UCUCUGAUCAAGAUUUCCGCCUCCGGAGAACCUUCCAUAUCAUCAACUACCUACCACCACCUGCUGUUGAGGUUGUCUAAGACGCCCGAGUCCGUUUUGUUUGACUCGUCCUACAACCAAAGCCCUUUGUUCCCCCCCAACAACCAGCUGCCGCAUAGGACGAGUUCUGAGGUUCUUCCUCUAACAGAGGGAGAGUCGAGGAGGCCUCGUCAGAUCACUUCGGGAUCACUUUGUUUCCGAUUUCGACCACCUUAA
Molecule: messenger RNA, 255 nt
Organism: Phialemonium atrogriseum
Lineage: Eukaryota; Fungi; Ascomycota; Sordariomycetes; Cephalothecales; Cephalothecaceae
Exons: 1
Source: RefSeq, a predicted model, not a curated record